Messenger RNA from Meloidogyne enterolobii, 1827 nucleotides. The record is from the annotation of a GenBank genome assembly. Lineage: Eukaryota; Metazoa; Nematoda; Chromadorea; Rhabditida; Meloidogynidae.
UUGUUUUUUCCUGGAGACGAGCACGCACUCGACGUCCUUCAAAGGCUUUUCCAAAUGCGACAGAGACUAGAACAAUUAUUAGGUGAAGCUAACAGAAAUGGGGGAGGAAGUGGUGAUCAACCUUCACAAAAUUCUACGGAGAGACAACUACAAAAUAUUCAAAAAAUAGCAAAGGAUUCAAAACCAACAAAAACAAAUUUUUCUGCGUCAAAAAUUAAUAAAAAUAAUGAUAAAGAAAUACUUAUUCAAUCGGGUGGAUUUGUAGCGAGAGUGAAGCCAGAUGAACAAAUAAGAGUUAUCUCAACACCGCUUGGAAUAAAACAAAACAACAAUAAAAACAAGCAACAAAAACAUCAAAACAUAUCAGAAUUAAAUAAAAACAAUGCUACAACAUUUGAUGAAAGAAGAAGAGAGGAAAGCGAAUAUUGGAAGGGAGGAGGUGGAGAAUAUGAUGAAGAACCUAUUCUAAUUAAUGGAAGAUUGAUAGAACCUCCUACAGGUUAUUUACAUUCUGUGUUAAUUCAUCACAAUGGAGGGAUCAGUUCUGAAGCAGAAAGUGAAGAAGAAGGCAGGGCAACGAAGAAUAAAAUCCUUCCCUCCUUGGAUGUUGCUAAACUUGAAAAAUCUAAUAGUGGAACUAUUGUGUGUUUCAAAUUUAUGCAGCAUAGAAAUUUGCAGAAUUAUGGAAAUUAUGAAAUUAGCAUUGGAAUGAAAAGAGGAUUAAGCUUGAAUGAGUGUCGUUGUGCAUGUGCUAACACUUGGAAACUUGAAGAAAAAGCACAGUGUAAAAGUUUGCAUUUUGGACGUGAAGAAGGUUUAUGUGAAUUAUUAAGUUCUGAUCAUAGCGGAAAAUCAGAUUUAGUUUUCAACAAAAGCAGUGAUUACCAUUAUGUUUCUUGUGAGAGAAAAUAUUUAUUAAAAACAGCAGAAAAAAUGUGUAGCAACAAAUCAAACGAACAUCAAAAAUUUAAUAAUGAUGGUGUUUUUAAUAAUAACACCGCAACAUCAACAGAAGCAACAAACAUUUUAUUAAAAUCAGAAUUAACAACAAACAAACCAGAAAUUAAUUUAAACAAAAAUUCUAAAAAUUCUGGUACACCAAACAAAUCAGAAUUUAAUUUAAACAAAUCAGAAUUUAAUUUAAACAAAUCAGAAUUUAAUUCAAACAAGAAUUCUGAUACAGCAAACAAAUCAGAAUUUAAUCUAAACAAAAAUUCUGAAGCAACAAACAAAUCAGAAUUUAAUUUAAACAAACCAGAAAUUAAUUUAAACAAAAACAACAUUAAUGUCCAACAAACUUCAACAACAACACAAACAACAACACAAACAACAUCAAUAAAUGUUGUUAUAGAUGUUGAUAAAAACAAUCAACAAUGUUUUGAACGAAUUUCUGGUUUUUCAAUGAAUGGAACUACUACUGCAAGUUUGGAACAUAAUGUUUCUAUAGAACAGUGCAAAUGUUUAUGUGCUAAUUCUUUACAUUCACGUUAUCCUUUUCAAUGUGCUUCUGUCAGUUAUUUUGGGGAUGAACGCGAUUGUGUUCUUAAUUUACAAAAUCGUCAAUCAGCACCAGAGCAGUUUACACCAGAACCUGAUCAACAGGUGAUCUACUUUGGAUUUCUUUGCCAUUCCAAAAAAGCAGCUGAGUUUGUUGAGAAUGUUUGCAACAACAACAUAGAGCCUUCAACAACAAAGGGAAGCAUUAGCGAAAACUACUCCAAGGCGACAGCAAUUUCUUCACUUAAUCCAAAAGACAGUUCAACAACAAAAACAUUCACCAAUGCUUCAAAAUCGUCCACAAACCUAGGUGGGAAACACUGCUUCUGA